AUGGGAGUUUGGAUCACUCUCGCCGUGGCGUUGGCUGCCAGCCUGUUGGUGGUGCCAGCCGAGGCCUCGCUCGUCAUGCCUCGCGUAGGCCUCAUCAACAACUCCUUGUAUGAUCGGGCAAUGCGAGACAUCAAUGCUUCAAUGUCUCUGCUUGGCGUUGAAGCCGUGUAUGUGACCGGAACCACGUCAGAGAUUCGCGAGUACGCUCGUCUCGGCAUGAUCAAUCUUGCCUUUACACCGAGCCACAUCUUUGCUUGCUUAUCGGCGGAGACGAGCGCUGCCCCCAUCUCAUCCAUCGUCCGCCACCACAAAACUGUUGACGUGUCGCAAGCGGGAGGCGUAAUUUUUACAAAGCACGAUCGCAGCGAUAUAGCUUCCCUCGCUGAUAUCGAAGGCAAAGUGAUCUCAGCGGUGGGGCGUGACUCCCUCUUUGGGUAUGCGGCACAGCGUCAUGAAAUCUUGCGUCAUGGCAUCGAGAUUUUAACCGCCAACCCCCAGAUCAUUUUCACAGCAGAUCAGUACCAGGUGGUCUUGGACGUUGUCAACGGCUUGGCAGACGUUGGUUUUGUUCAGACCGGCAUUAUUGAAGAAAUGAUGGAUCUGGGCCUUGUGUUUGUUUCCAACAUAAAAUUUCUCAACGAAUACAACCACUUCAACGCCUUGGGCGAGGCCUAUCCCUUUCGUUCUUCAACCAAUUUGUAUAGUGAUUGGGUUUUGUCUUCGAUCACCGGGCUGAGUGAGGAGGCUGGCGCCUCUUCCAUUAGCUACUGGCGCUCCCCUCUCUCCACCGUGAGGGUUUUUGCCUUGCUGCGCGAGCUCUCGUUUUUAACCACAAACGCAGACAAAACGCUGACAUGUGGCAACAUGGACGCUGAUUUGGAACACAUGUCAUGCCCCUACGGCUUUCGGCUGCGCGACGACUUUUCGUGUGACACCCACCAUCAAUACCCAUGCCCAACGAGUGAGACCGUGCAAUAUCAAUGUGUCUGCUACCCCUGCGUUUCCGUUUGUGCUGCGCACGAGACAUACAGCGACGGCAAUUGUGAGUGUGACUCAGGCUACGUCACAUCGGCUGGCACCUGCGUACCCUUUGGCAUCCUGAUUGUACAAGUGCUGGUACCCGUGAUUAUCGUCAUUGCCUCGCUGAUCCUCUAUAACAACCAUCGACAACGCCUGAAAACGGAUGGUAUUUGGCAAAUCGACGCCAAGGAUCUCGUCUUGGAUCAGCCACCUGAAGUUUUAGGUUCUGGCUCAUUUGGCGUCGUACUGGCCGCCAAGCUCCGUGGGCAAGCUGUGGCAGUCAAGCGCGCCUACGUCAACAAGCAUCGCAAACAACACAGCCAGAGCAGGGUGGCAAGCGGGCGUGACGUCGCUGUCGCGUCCUCGAGUUUAAACUUCUCGCUCUCGAGCCGCAAAACCACAACAAAGCGCACGGAUCAUACGGCCCGCAAUCGCAUGCGCACCUUUUUUAUCGAGGCCGAAGCAGCUGUGAACAAAGCAUCCGCAAACAACGCAUCAAGCUCCAAGCCAAGUCGAACCAUCCAUGAUACAGAGUACAUGCAAAUGGGGUCGCUUUACAACAUGCUGCACAACGAAGCAAUGGAACUGGAUGAUGAGUUUCGUUACAACAGCUUGCACAACAUAACCUGCGGCAUGCGACACUUGCACAACGCAGAUCUGAUCCACGGUGAUCUGAAGGCUCUGAACUGCCUGGUUGAUAGCAAGUUCCAAGUCAAGGUGUCGGAUUUUGGGAUGGCAGGCUUUGCCUCGGAACACAGCCAACGGGGCGGCACUUUGGCCUGGAUGGCGCCUGAACUGCUGCGCGGCGGUCCGUGUACAUUUGCCAGCGACGUGUAUAGCUUUGGCAUGGUCAUGUUUGAGGUCUUUUCACGCGAGGACCCUUACGAGGAUAUGAGCUUUGAUUCAAACACACUGGUUCAGAACAUUCUCGGUCGCAAGCUGCGUCCUGUUACACCCGAAAACAUGCCACCUGAGCUCGCCGUCCUCAUGAAUGAGGCAUUUGCAGCCGAUCCCGACAUGCGCCCGACGUUUGUCGAGCUGUUGCGACGGAUUGAACCCCUGGAGGGGAAGAUGCGGGCCAACUCACGCAAGGGCGGCAUUCAAGACAAUGAGCUGCUAGAGCAGGUCUUUCCAAAGCACAUCGCAGCUGCACUGCGCGAGGGCCGAACUGUUGAGCCGGAGCAUCAUGCAGAGGUGACCAUUUUCUUUUCGGACAUUUGCGGUUUUACGGACAUGAGUGCCACGCUAGAGCCAGUUCAGGUUUCCAAUAUGCUGGAUCGACUGUACACAGUAUUCGACCAACUCUGCGAUAAGCACGGCCUGUACAAGAUCGAGACCAUUGGUGACGCAUACAUGUGCGUGGGCAAUUUGUUUGUACCCCAACCAGAUCAUGCAGCUCGCGUGGCUCGGUUUGCUAUGGAUGCCCUGGCGGGAGCAAAUGCAAUCCCCAUCAUUGAGGACGAGCCCGAGGGUGAUCACAUUAACAUUCGCGUCGGUUUUCACAGCGGACCGGUUGUAUCAAAUGUGGUGGGGACCUUGACGCCACGAUUCUGUUUGUUUGGAUCGACGGUCAACUGUGCAUCACGAAUGGAGAGCAACAGCGUGCGGAACUGCAUUCACAUGUCCCCAGAGGCCGCGGCAUUGGUGCAGAAGCACGACCAAUCCCUCCACGUGAUUCAGCGCGAUCCAGUUGUGAACAUCAAAGGAUUGGGCAAAAUGCAAACCUACUGGCUGGGCCAUGCUCCGGGGAUGGAUGACGUGGAAGCAACUGUCAAGAUGCCGCGAAAAGCGCGGUUUAGCACAGUCUCAAACCAAAGUGCACGUAGCCCCCGCGUCUCGUUGAAUCCUCGGCACCCACACGAGCACAGCGCCGGCGGUCAUCCUAGCUCACCUCGGACAGACCAAGCAAAUCGCUUGUCGCUGCCUCACAAUGGCGUGGUAUUUGAGCACUCGGAUACCGUCCCCGUCAGUCUAAGCUCAAUGGCUGAGAUCAGCCAGAGCAAAUCGUCGCUUCUCAGCGAUUCGGUGGAGAUGGCCGGCAAUACUCGUGCAAACAACACCCAACCCUCCGGGUCUGAACAGCACAACAACCAUCUCCAAGAUCAAGCACCCAGCAAACCGGUCGAUACAAUUGUUCAAAUUCUCAGUGAUGCUCCCGAUAGUGACGGAUCAGCCAUGACCUUUGCUUAG
Molecule: messenger RNA, 3210 nt
Organism: Monosiga brevicollis MX1
Lineage: Eukaryota; Choanoflagellata; Craspedida; Salpingoecidae
Exons: 13
Coding region: 1-3210 (1069 amino acids)
Biological process (GO): intracellular signal transduction; cGMP biosynthetic process; protein phosphorylation
Molecular function (GO): peptide receptor activity; protein kinase activity; ATP binding
Source: RefSeq, a predicted model, not a curated record